Messenger RNA from Daucus carota subsp. sativus, 1773 nucleotides. RefSeq names its product cytochrome P450 CYP82D47. Bases 103 to 1668 code for a protein of 521 amino acids. Gene Ontology annotation, molecular function: oxidoreductase activity, acting on paired donors, with incorporation or reduction of molecular oxygen; heme binding; iron ion binding. The record is from RefSeq and is a predicted model, not a curated record. The transcript is spliced from 2 exons. Lineage: Eukaryota; Viridiplantae; Streptophyta; Magnoliopsida; Apiales; Apiaceae.
UACACCAUUCAUUUUCGUGACGGCCGAUAAGAUACGAUGUCUGAGGAUUGCUUUAUAAAUUAAUGACCAACUCAACUUGUCUAAUUUACCAGUAACCCAAGAAUGGAAUUCAAUACUCAGCCUCAAGUCAUGAUUUUCUGUGGCAUCGUUAUAUUUUUCACUGUGCUAUGGAGGAUUCAUGCAAGAAGCAACAAGAGGGUCUACCCUGAUCCUCCUGAACCUGCUGGGGCAUGGCCAAUUAUCGGUCACCUUCAUCUUCUGGGAGCUAACAAGAUAUUACAUCAGUUGUUCGGAGCCAUGGCGGAUAAACUUGGACCUGUCUUCUCGUUACGGCUAGGAAUUCACAAAAUUCUUGUGGUGAGCAGCUGGGAAGUUGCCAAGGAAUGUUUCACAGAGCAUGACAAAGUCCUCUCCAACCGUCCAACAACUCUAGCGGUGAAGAUUAUGGGAUAUGAUCGCGCUAUGUUUGGAUUUCUUCCUAAUGGGCCAAUUUGGCGUUAUCUUCGUAAGCUAGUGAUGGUUGAGCUUCUAUCAAACCGUAGACUUGAGAAGCUCAAGCAUAUUCCUGAAUCAGAAGUUAGUUUUUUUGUCAGGGGGCUUUAUGAGCUAUGGGAAAGCAGAGGAGAAGGAAGCAUGCCUGUAGUGAAAUUGACACAGAGAUUUGGAGACCUCACGACGAAUAUAGUGGUGAGAAUGGUGGCAGGAAAGCGUUAUUUUGGAAAUGCUGACUACAAAAAUGAAGAGGCAAGACAGUUCCAGAAGGCCUCGGAGGAUUUUCUGCGUAUGGUAGGGCUGUUUAUGGUUUCUGAUGCCGUUCCCCUGUUUGGCUGGAUAGAUUCACUUACAGGAUACAAAGGAAAGAUGAAGAAGACAGCAAUAGCUAUGGAUAACAUACUUGAGGGAUGGAUGGAAGAGCACAAGCAAAAAAGGAAACUUUCAAGCAUCGAUGAGUCGGACCAAGACUUUAUGCAUGUUAUGCUCUCUAUCAGGGAAUCUGACCCUGAUGCUCAGAUUUCUGAUAUAACCAUAAAGGGCACUUGCCUGAGUCUUCUCAUAGGUGGAUAUGACACAGCAAUGGUCACGCUUACAUGGGCAGUCUCAUUGCUACUUAACAACCGUCACGUGUUGAGAAAAGCUCAAGAUGAAUUGGAAAAGCAUGUUGGAAAAAAUCGCCAAGUAAAUGAGUCAGAUGUGAAGAAUCUAACUUACUUGCGAGCCAUUAUUAAGGAAACGUUACGAUUAUACCCAGCUGCACCACUUAAUGGACCCCAUGAAGCAAUAGAAGAUUGCACUGUAGCAGGCUUCCAUAUUUCAGCUGGCACACGCUUAUUUGUUAACCUCUGGAAGUUGCAACGUGACCCUAGCAUUUGGUCCGAUCCCCUAGAGUUCCAGCCUGAGAGGUUCAUUGAAAAACAUGUUGAUGUUGAUAUAUGGGGGCGGAAUUUUGAACUUAUACCAUUUGGAUCAGGAAGGAGGGCAUGCCCUGGCACGACACUCGCUCUCCAGGUUCUGCACCUGACAUUAGCUCAGUUGCUUCAUGUAUUUGAGCUAGGAACUGUAUCGGACUUGCCGGUUGAUAUGACUGAAAGUCCAGGGCUUACUAACACAAAGGCAAAACCCCUGGAAGUUACCUUCAGACCCCGCCUAGCUCCUUCCCUCUAUGUAUGAAGCAGAGAUUCCGUCCUGUGAUUUUAAUUUUAAUAGUAUAAUAUACAUCAUUUAGGGUGUACAAACCGAUGUUAAAUCUAAUAAUAGACAUGAGUUAUUAACUGA